Messenger RNA from Anisakis simplex (herring worm), 648 nucleotides. The record is from the annotation of a GenBank genome assembly. Lineage: Eukaryota; Metazoa; Nematoda; Chromadorea; Rhabditida; Anisakidae.
AUGAAUGUUAUCAAUCGUUCCAGUAACGUGAGCUAUACCUCAUCGUCAGCAGCUUCUCUACGACACGUCGGUGACGGGCCAUCAACGAGUCCGCCGCCAAACGAAGCAGAAACGUUGCCAAAUGGUCGGCUGACAUUACGGGAUCGUAUCACCGAGAAUAUCGGUAAUUGGCUUGACCAACUGGCUGAAGCGUUUGCAGAAACCAACGAAGAUGACAACAGUAACAGCAAUAUGAAUUCACAAAGCAAACCUGCUGAACCAGAAAAGCUAAGCGCUAGAGCGCUCAGAAGAGAUAUCCGACGUUGUUUGAACUGUUCAAAACCCUAUCUACAAACAUGGGUUGUGCUUCACGAUUUACUUAUUUGGAAGGAUCCACUCACAUCACUGAUGGCAUUCUUCAUAUACGCUCACAUGUUUUACACUGGUCAUUUGUGGCCAACAUUUCUGGGUCUGAUCUUGUUGCAGCUAUUUUUCAACUAUUUAACAACACAAAAGAAGAUUAAAGUUGGCUUAUAUUUUAUGCCACGACAAGACAUAGAACCACCACGUUUCGAUCGUUCUGGAGUGAGUCUGAUAUUCGAUAUCGCCUAUAAAGGACAGAUUUUGUUUCACUUUUUAGCCAACUGCUUGGAGAAAGUAAACAAGUAA